Solea solea (common sole) is the source of this 1844-nucleotide messenger RNA. RefSeq names its product heat shock protein beta-7-like. Bases 1130 to 1717 code for a protein of 195 amino acids. The transcript has 5 exons. Lineage: Eukaryota; Metazoa; Chordata; Actinopteri; Pleuronectiformes; Soleidae. The record is from RefSeq and is a predicted model, not a curated record.
AGGAGGUCUUUAAAUCUUACAUGCUGCAGCUUUAAUUAUGUUUUUAAAAGGCCUUUCACGAAAUAUAUCGUAUGCUGGUUUUAACUGGAUUGUUUCCACUUUAUAGCUCACACACGCACACAUUACAUGUCUCUGCUGAAGGGCACAACGUAGUGCUGCUGAAUGCCAUGUUUCACAACCUUAAAUAAAACACACACACACACACACACACACACACACAAACAAACACCCUUAAUAUGACAGUACUGAAUGUCACUGUUGACAUGUGACAGAGCUCCGAGGACAAUUGUGAUGUCAACAGGCAAAUGUCACUUCAAUUAAAGGUUUUACAGCGGGAACGCAAAGGUCACCCAGGGCUGCAGUUAUUCCUCAGUCCAUUUUUGUGAUUCUGGCCUUGAAGCUGUUCCGUUAGGAAGCACUCGACAUUUCCGAGCUGAACUCUGGAGUGUUUCUGUUCUGCCAUUAGCAGGAAAGAAACUUAAAUGGCCAAUUUCCUCAUGCAUUAUUGAUAAAGUGUUCACAUUGUGUGCAGGGUCAGUCUAACGGACGACCUGACCACUACUCUACUUUGCUAUUUCUGACCACACACCAGAAGCACCUCCAAGAGGCAAGAGGCCCCCUUCAGCCUUAUCACUACUCUCUCUCUCUCUCUAUCUUUCUUUAUCACUCACUCCAUGUUGUAUAUGUGUGUGUGUGUGUGUGUGUGUGUGUUCCAGGUAUUACUCCUGUUGUGGGGACCUAAAUCUGUUUACACAGUCACAUUAUGGAGACUUGUCUUCUUUAUGGGGACAAAAAGUGUUUCCCCAUAAUGUCAGUUAUUACAUUUGAAGAUAAGGACAUGUUGCAUGGUAUGGAUGAGGUCAGUGCUAGGGUUAGAGGUGGGCGUCUCCUUCUUAUCAGUGUGUCCGUUACAUUCUUGGCUCCAGUGGUUGGAAAAUGCCAUUUAUGGAUGAAGGAAGAACACAAUGCAAAGACCAUACAGUGCUCUACUGACCCACAAUGCAUCAGGACGUUAUAAAAACCCACCACAAAAACUCCUGGGCAGUAACUGAGAGGAUUGGUGGCGUAACAAGUGGGAGUUUGUUUUUUUCUGUAUAGAAGUGUGAAAGGAUACUACACAUCCUCCGCUAUGGCUUCUCUGACAUCCUCCAGCCGCAGAUCUUCAUCAUCUUACCGCUCGUCGUCGCGGUACAGCACCUCCAGCUCCUACCGCUCUGAAGGAUCAUCCGAUUGUCUAGACUGUCUAUUUGAGCCAUUUCUGGACUCUGCAGAUCAUUCCAGCCUGUUUGGAGAAGAAGGCCCCGGAGGACCUGACUGCUUGGCCCCAUUUACCAGGCAGAACAGAUCCUCAUAUGGACACACUGCACCUAUGUGUGGCGCUGUGACAGGUCGCCAGAGCGGCACAGGAGGCAGCGUGUGUUGCCUGGGAGACAGCUACUACAUAUCAGCUGAUGUCAGCCAGUUAGAGCCGCAUGACAUCGUGGUGAUGGCCUACAACCACCAUGUUGUCAUUCACGCCCAGAAGGUGUUGGAUGACGGCAGUGUCAGUGACACUUUUACCCAUAAGUCCCUCUUCCCAGAGGAUAUGGACCCCCUGUCAGUCAGUGGGAGCCUCAAGACUGAUGGUACUCUGGUGGUCAGCGCUCAGCGGACUGCAGCGCUCAGUGGACACGAGCCUGCCAGUGUUCCCACCUACCGCACUGAAGCUCAUCUGUGACUGUGGUCUCAGUGAAUUCACUCUGUCACCACAACAACUAAAAUGAUUUUAUUAAAGUGAUGUCAUGAAGGUACAAUCGAAAUCUCUGAAUGAAUUGUGGCAAAUAAAUAUAAGAAUUUGUUGUUUA